Molecule: messenger RNA, 4773 nt
Organism: Bactrocera oleae (olive fruit fly)
Lineage: Eukaryota; Metazoa; Arthropoda; Insecta; Diptera; Tephritidae
Source: RefSeq, a predicted model, not a curated record
GCUGGACAUGACGAAACAAAAACAAACGUUGCGCCAGUUUUUCUUGUGCAGUUGAAGGAUGUUGAAAUGUUAGAACAAACUCUUUUCCGAUUUAUGAUUAAAGUGAUGGGAAAUCCAAAACCUAAAGUGAAAUUUUUUAAAGAUGGCGACGAAAUUUCAGAAGAAGAUAACCAUAUCCAAAUAAAUAGAGAAAAGGAUUACUUGGGAUAUUAUGAACUAGUUAUACACGAAGUACAAAAAUUUGAUUCUGGAAUUUACACUUGUAAAGCUAUAAAUAAGUACGGAGAAACUCAAUGUGAAGCAAAAGCAACAACUGUAGAGGAUAAAAAUCCUUUUGGAUCAUUAAGUGGGCAAAUCCUUUCAGCCGGAGAAAAGUCUACAUUUACUUGGAAACGUAAUGGGGUUGAAUUUGACCCAGAAGAACGAUUUAAGGUUUUGUUCGGCGAAGACGAAGAUUCUCUGGCUCUAGUAUUUCAACAUGUUAAACCAGAGGAUGCAGGAAUUUAUACAUGUGUAGCUCAAACUACGACAGGCAACAUAUCAUGUAGUGCGGAGCUAACUGUUCAAGGUGCCAUACAAACACUACACAAAGAACCAGAAAAGCCCGUUUUGGUUAUCGAACAUCGUGAAGCUAAUACAACAAUAGGAGGUACAGCGAUUCUAGAUUUACAGUGCAAAGGAUUUCCUAAACCAGGAGUUGAAUGGAAGCAUAACGGUGAAAUUAUUGAAGUAGGCGAAAAACACAAAAUUUUAUAUGCGGAUGAGGAAAGCAUGUCCUUGGUCAUUAAAAAUAUUACUACAGAAGACGCAGGGCAAUAUACCAUUCAUGCAAAGAACGAACUAGGUGAAGAUGAGUCAUCUAUAAACCUGGUUGUAAAAGCGGGACCUAAAAUAAAAAAAGUAAAUGACGUAACCUGUUUUGCUGAAGAAACAGUUAGAAUAGAAAUGGAAGUUGAAGGCUUUCCCAAACCACUUAUUAAUAUAACAAAUAACGGCAGGGAUAUUUCCCACGAAAAAAACAUAAAGAUUUCAAGUAAUUUUAUAGGAAAAAGCACAGAGACAUACGUAUUAGAAAUUUCUAAUAUAAAGUUAAGUCAAAGUGGAAGCUACUCUAUAAGAGCUACCAACGAUCUGAGCCAAUCUUCUGAGUUCUGGAACUGUAUAGUUAACUCCAAACCUAUAAUUGUAAAAUAUUUAGAGGAGGAAUAUGUAUAUGGGGAAAAGGAGACUGUCAUUAUGAGUGUUAAAAUUGACGCUUUCCCAGGAGCCAAGGUACGAUGGUAUCAAGAUGGGAAUGAAAUUGAUGUUUCUAAUAACAAAAAAUACACUACUGUUGCUGACGGAAAUGAAUAUACGCUGAAAAUAAAGGACGUGUCUCGCGUUGAUUGUGCAAUAUAUACUGUAAAAGCUGAGAAUGAUUAUGGUUCAGCAUCGAGUGAGACGAAACUGUUAAUUAAGUGCGCCCCUGACCUUACAAAGAAAUUGUCAAAUAUUACUAUAACUGAAGGUGAUUGUAACGUGGAACUAGAAGUUCGACUCAACGCCUACCCUGAGCCCAAAAUCAAGUGGUAUAUAGACGGUAUCGAGAUCGAUGAGAAAAGAAAAGAUUUUCGUCGCAUUGAGGAGAAUAACUCAUAUAAAUUAGUGCUUAAAGAAGUCAAUACAUCAAUGCAUGGCACAUAUUGCUGUAAAAUCAUGAACGAUUAUGGCAAUCUUGAAAACGAAUGCAUUGUAACAGUAAACUGCAAACCGAAAAUUAGAAAGCCAUUAAAAGAUACAGAAGUACAAGCAAAUGGAACUUUAACGCUAGAAACUGAUAUAUAUGCAAUGCCUGAGCCAAAUGUACAAUGGUUUAAAAAUGGACAGCAAAUAAGUGCUGAUGCUUGCGUAAAAAUUUCUCGGGACUCAUACCGCACAGAGGAUUAUUCCUUAUCACUCACAAUUUGUAAACCAACAGAUGCCGGUACCUACGAAGUGAGGGCUCUAAACGCUAUUGGCGAAAGCCAAUCGCAGUGCAAGGUGAUUGUUUUAAAUGAACUAAAGAGAAAAGAGGAAGUCGAUGGACACGAUGUACAAAACAUUAAAAAUGCGAUUCCUGAGAUCCAACACGCAGACAUUUUGGAAAAACAUAGUUUCGAGUCAGUACCAUUAAAAUAUGAGAUAAUUGCUACAGGCAUUCCCAAACCGCAAGCCAUAUGGUAUCAUGAUGGCAAGCAAAUACAAACAGAUCAGAGUGUUGCUACAACCGUUGAUGGGGAUAAAUAUAGAUUAGAAAUAAAUGAACUGCAACUCUCCGACGCUGGUGAAUAUAAAGUGAUAAUUAAAAAUAAAUGUGGCGAAAAAUCUCUGCAAGGUGUUUUAUCCUUAUCUGGUGCUGCGGAUUAUCGAAAACCUAUUUUAAAAAGUGGAUUACGUGACAUUACGGCUAAAAAGGGAAAUUCUUUAGCGAUUCCUAUCGUAUUCACUGCUGACCCUCAACCGAAAAUAACAUGGGUAAAAGACGGAUUGGCGUUAAAAAAACAAGGCAAUAUUAAAAUAACUGAAUCAGUACAAGAUAUUGAAAACGGACUUAAGGAAUAUUCAUAUACCCUAAAUUUUGAUGAACUUCAACACAAAGAUUCUGGCCGAUAUGAAUUGCAGAUAGAAAAUAAAUAUGGCAAAAUCAGUACUAGUGGAUGGAUUGAUGUAUUAUCAAAACCCGAAAUUAUGGGUUUAAAAGAUCAGUGCUGUCUUCCGAAUGACACCAUUGCUUUUGAUGCCAUCAUACUAGCGAAUCCAAAGCCUAAAGUUACGUGGACUCGAGGAAACGAAAAUUUGUGCAACAAUGAAAACUGCGAAGUGAUUGCCGACAUUGAGGAUGAUAAAUACAGAUUAGUAUUUCAAUGUGUUAAGCCAGAAGAGGAUGGACUGUAUUCAUUAACUGCAAUUAAUGACCAAGGCUUGUCUCUUUCAAGCUUUCAUCUAAACGUGAAAGUGGAAAAGCCUACAUUUAUCACACCACCUGAAGAUCAGUUAAUACUGGACAAUCUCCCAGUGAAUGUCAAUGUAUUAGCACAUGGAAUACCAAAACCAACAAUUGAGUGGAAGAGAGGUGAUAAAAUUAUUGUUGAUGGAGCCCAAACCACUGAAAAUGAAGAAUCAAUAUAUAUGAUACAACAAUCAUCUCCAGAUUCUGAUCAAUUGAGCAGCCAAUUUGAAAUUUCUCAUUUUAAAUCCUCGAAUGCCGGAACGUACACUGUUGUUGCUAAAAAUGAAAUUGGUGUGACUGAAGCUCCGUUUAAACUUUCACUGUUCGAAUUAGCUCCAAAGUUCGAAACCAAGUUUGACAACGCUAAAGAAGUAUGUCAAGGUGAAGAUUUGGUUCUACAAUGUAAAGUUAUUGGAAGUCCACUUCCAAUAAUUAGUUGGAUUAGGGAUGGCGAGCAAUUGAAGCCAAGUGAACACAUAAGACUUACAUCCUCCCCCAGCGGGCUUUUAACAUUGGAAAUAGCGAAUAUUCAACCGUCCGACUCUGGUGCAUAUAAGGUUAUUAUUUCAAAUCUCCUAGGCGAAAUAUCCUCCUUAUGCGCUGUUGCCGUAACUCCUAAAGCCCAGCAACCAUCAUUCGUUGAACCUUUAGAAGAUGUUAAAGUCUCUGUUGGAGAGCAAUUAAAAUUGCAAGCGCGAGUAAUUGGAUUCCCUGCACCUGAAAUUAAAUGGAUUAAGAAUGGAAUUGCCUUGCAGCCAAGUACGAGCAUAAAUUUUAUAAACAAUCCAAAUGGACUUAUUGGUUUAAGCAUUGAUAAUGUUCAACCAGAAGACGCAGGUGUAUACAAAUGCUUAAUAGUUAACAAAGAAGGUGAGAUAGAAGGAAGUUCUACGGUAACCGUAUGUGCAAUGGAAAAAGAACCAGAGUUUAUAAGAGAACUACAUGAUACUAAUUGUAUUGAAGGUUUUCCUGUACAAAUACAAGUUAAAGUUUUAAGCAAUCCACUGCCUGAUAUCAAAUGGUUUCAUAAUGGCCAAGAAAUUUUGCCUAACGAAGGGCGACAUACUUUUGCAGAAACAAAGGACAAUACGUAUUGUUUGCAUAUAAAAGAGGCUGAUUUGAAAGACUCCGGCUUGUAUGAAGUAGUGGCGUCAAAUGCAAAAGGUUCGGCUCUGUCUAAAGCGAGAUUACAAGUCGCAUUGAAAACAGAUGAAUCAAUGCCGGAAGUGCCUCCACGAUUUUUGUCAUCUAUUAGAGAUGUUAAUGCAAAUGAAGGUGAUGAAAUUAAACUCUCCGCAGCAUUUACGGCUAAUCCAGCUCCAGAAAUUAUCUGGACAAAAGAUGGUAAUACUCUUCUUAAUGACGAUGGCACUUUAAUUAGCUGUGAUGGCAAACAUGUUAGUUUAAUUAUAAAUAACGCUGAAUCCAGCCAUUCUGGUACCUAUAAUUGCCUCUUAGCAAAUCCUCUUGGUGAAGAUGCGUCUGGUUGUGAACUAAACGUAAGGAAAGUUUACAAAAGACCACUAUUCACUCAAAAGAUAUGCGAUCAGCAACAGUUAAUCAAUACCGAUGCAAAAAUUGGAGUUACUGUUUCAGGCGUACCAUAUCCAGAAUUGUCGUGGUACUUCCAGGAUAAACCUAUUGUCGAAGGCGAUAAAUAUGAAUUGAUUAACGAUGGCGACCACCACACAUUAAUCAUUAAAGGCUGUACCAUUAAUGAUCAUGGUGUUUAUAAAUGUAUCGCAAAAAAUAGAGAGGGCACAGAUAUUACUCAAGGUCGGCUGGACAUAGUUAAUGAACUGUGA